This is a messenger RNA of Nycticebus coucang (slow loris), 1688 nucleotides long. RefSeq names its product histone H1.2. Lineage: Eukaryota; Metazoa; Chordata; Mammalia; Primates; Lorisidae. The record is from RefSeq and is a predicted model, not a curated record. The transcript has a single exon. Bases 56 to 697 code for a protein of 213 amino acids. Gene Ontology annotation, cellular component: nucleosome. Gene Ontology annotation, molecular function: structural constituent of chromatin; DNA binding. Gene Ontology annotation, biological process: nucleosome assembly.
CCAGCGCUGCUCCAUCGGCGUUUUGUUACUUGUACCCGAGUUGUUCAUCUUCAAUAUGUCGGAGACUGCUCCUGCCGCUCCCGCUGCCGCACCCGCGGUGGAGAAGGCCCCAGUAAAGAAGAAGACGGCCAAAAAGCCUGCCGGAGCACGCCGCAAGGCGUCUGGCCCCCCGGUAUCGGAGCUUAUUACCAAAGCUGUGGCCGCUUCCAAAGAGCGCAGCGGUGUGUCUUUGGCUGCGCUCAAGAAGGCCCUGGCGGCUGCUGGCUACGACGUGGAGAAGAACAACAGUCGUAUCAAGCUUGGUCUCAAGAGCCUAGUAAGCAAGGGUACUCUGGUGCAAACCAAGGGCACUGGCGCUUCUGGUUCUUUCAAGCUCAACAAGAAGGCAGCUUCUGGGGAGGCUAAACCUAAAGCAAAGAAGGCAGGCACAGCCAAGGCCAAGAAACCCGCUGCGGCAGCCAAGAAGCCCAAGAAGGCUACUGGGGCCGCCACCUCAAAAAAGAGUGGUAAGAAGACCCCAAAGAAGGCAAAGAAGCCAGCUGUGGCUGCUGUGACCAAGAAAGUAGCCAAGAGUCCGAAGAAGGCUAAGGUUGCCAAGCCCAAGAAGGCAGCCAAGAGUGCACCUAAGGCCGUGAAGCCCAAGGCUGCUAAACCCAAGGUUGUCAAGCCCAAGAAGGCGGCACCCAAGAAGAAGUAGGCUGAUCUGCUUCUAAAACCCAAAAGGCUCUUUUCAGAGCCACCACUGACCUCAAAAAGAGCUCAACAUCUUUCUGCUAGAGGUACAAAUGUAAAUGUACGGGAGUAAGGAUUACAGUUGACACUGUCUUCGGGCGGGAGGAGGUAGCUGGAGGGAGGCUAUUUAAGACGUUGACCCACUCCUAGGAGAUAUCCCGUGCUUGGCUAUUCCGCGCGGCGCGUAUCCUGGUCAGCUGUUCGGAGGCGUUUUCCGCUGGCUGAUGUACUUUAGAUAGCCGCCAGUACCGCCCUGAGCCUGUGAACGGCAAAAAAGUGCAAGACAAAAUUAAGUUCUAAAGGGUAUCCGAUUGGACUAAAAAGUAAUUUGAAAGUCCCGCCCUGCUCUUGGAUUGGCUCACUUCUCCAGCAGACGACUUUAUAAAUUUAGUUGGGUGGUGGUUUAUUCUCCUAUACUUUGGCUUCAGUGGAGCUUAAAGUUUGACAUUUUCCGCCUGAAAGAAAUGGAUCUAAUAUUGGGACAGUUGAUAUUUUAUCGUUAGUUGAUGUGGGAGUAUUGGUAACAUUCAACCCUGUGUCAGCGGGUGCAGGUGUCUCUGUUCAUUCCUUUGCCGGUAAUUCCCGAUAGCUUUGGCAACAAAGCAACGCUUGUUAAAAGCAGCUACAGCAGCUGUACCAACUCUCUCUUCCUCCCAGGGCAAGGGUGGACCAGGAUAGUUUUGUUUCUCGUUAUCCUGCACUAUGAAAAAAAGCGAUGGAUUUGAGCACAUCAAAAGCGUAAUUUUAAGCCAGCCAUUUUGUCUUCCUAUGACGGGUGCAGAUCUUCGUUUUGGACUAACAUAAACGUGUAAAAAUCAAAGUUGUUUUAAAUGCCUGGUUUGUAUGGUCGAAAUGUUUCCACGCGGAGAGCAAAGUAUUGAUCAUAUUAACUAUUGAAUAUCUAUAUGGAUGGGAAGCAUGUUUCUAAUAAAAGCCUUUAGUUUUUAUUAACAGUG